Candidula unifasciata is the source of this 768-nucleotide messenger RNA. The record is from the annotation of a GenBank genome assembly. Lineage: Eukaryota; Metazoa; Mollusca; Gastropoda; Stylommatophora; Geomitridae.
AACCUGUACUGUAAUUUUUUUUCUUCAGCUCCACUCCAACCAUUGGGCAGAACCCAAGCCACUACCACUGCCCCAGUCUCCCAGCCCCCUGCCCAGCCCACAGGUUCAAGUGGAGAUAAAUAUGCUGCCCUCGCUGAUCUGGACAGUGCAUUCUCAGCACCGGUGACAACUGCAACAUCAAUCAACUGGGGAGGAUUAGAUGGAGGCAUAAUCAACUGGGGAGGUACCAGCAGCACAGCAGCAUAUUCUCCACUCGGGAAGCCUGGAAAUCCAUUUCUCAACUCCAGGGUGGCCAAUCCGUUUGGAGUGGGGCCGCCAGUUGGACUGCCAGCGUUUUCUGGUGCCGCACCAACCUCCACAGUCAACCCCUUUCAAACUGCCAUGGUUGCUGGCAUGCCCACGUCAACGUCUGCCGGCUUUAGCGGCCACUUUGCCAUGCCAGGGCAGCCGGGCGCAGGAUUCAGCCAGUUUGGCCACAUGCAGAAUGGAGGGUUCGGCAUGGUCCCCUCUUCUGUGGGGUACGGUGGAGCAGGAGCUUUCACACAGCAACAGUUCAUGAUGCCCACACAGCCACCGGGAGUUCCGCAAGCAGGAGGCUGGACACACAUGGCGGCCAUCCCUGUAUCACAACCUGUUGCCAAUCCUUUCAUGGUGAUUGCAAUUUGUCGGUCUACUUGUCUGUAUUCCCUCAUUGCUAAAUGUAUGAGUUCCCUCGCUGUAUUCUUUUGUGCUGCUUCAUUAUUAUUUUUGUCCCCCACAUUGUUAUAA